AACAGUUCCCCCACCCUCACCGUCCUGCCCCCCUCUAGUGAAGAGCUGUCCAGUACAACAACAGCCACACUGACGUGUCUGGCCAACAAGGGCUUCCCCUCAGACUGGACCAUAAGCUGGAAAGUGGACGGGACCAACAAGAAGCAGGAGGCCAGUCCCGGGGUCCUGGAGAAGGAUGGCCUGUACAGCUGGAGCAGCACCCUGACUCUCACUGCCCAGGAGUGGAUCAAUGCAGGAGAGGUGACCUGUGAAGCUCAGCAGAAAUCCCAGACUCCAGUCACCAAGACCCUGAGGAGGGUUGACUGUUCUGGGUAGGACCCCUCAAUCACACACCCCUGUGGAGAGAGGAUGCUGGUUCCUCUUCUUUGACUUGCUUUGUUCUAAAAUCAGUCAUUCUUCAAUCUAGUGAUCACUCUGGUGUAGACUAACAGGGGGCUUGGCUUGAGUUCAUGUGUCAAUCCAUUCUGUAGAUUGAGAUUUUGUUAGUUUUAGAUUUGAUGUGAUCUGUUUUUAUUCACUAUCAUGUUUGCUUUGAUGCUUUGAUUGUGUGAUAAUGGAUUAAAACAAAGAUUUCUUUUUGAAAUGCAUAUUUUUGUUGUUUUUAUUAAUAAACUGGAUCAUAGAUACUGUAUAUUUGCAAAUUCUGGAAAAAUAUGUAUUCAGUAAGGCUGAUUAAUGGUGUCUUUAACAACUGUCAAGUCUAAAACUCACUCUAACAUUAUAAUUGACCAGUAUUUCAUACUAUCACAAUAUACUGUGAUAUAAUAGAAGAGCUGCUGCCAUGGUAGUAGUUGACUGUCUUCAUUCAUCAGGAUACUGAGUCUGUGUCAGACGUGUUUGACUUGACAGACUUUACAGUAAUAAAAUAACAACUAUCAAACAGUCAACCGAUAUCUUGGACUCUCAAGUGUGUUAUAGGCUGUGAUUUGAAGCUAAAUAUAUAUAUUUUUAAUACAAAUAUUACAAGUGCCACUUCUUCAAGAUAUAGCAGUGUUUCCCAAACUCGGUCCUCGGGACGCCAAGGGGUGCGCGUUUAGUUUUUUGCCCCAACACUACACAGCUGAUUCAAAUUAUCAAAGCUCGAUGAUUAGUUGAUUAUUUUUUAUCAGCAGUGUAAAGCUAGGUCAAAAACCAAAACGUCCACCUCUUGGGGUCCCGAGGACCGGGUUUGGGAAACGCUGCUAUAUAGUGUAGUGACAGUCUUCUCUACCUCCAACCCCCUGGGGACAGAGUGAACAUCUGGUGACAGUGCUGCUCUAUUCUGGGACAAGCAGAACCACUCAGCCCUGUCUAUGUAAAUCUCAGUUUCACUCCCACAGAUACCAAUCUAGUAGUUGAACAGUUUCACUGCCUGAAAUACCCUGGACUGGGCCAGAUGUGAGGGAGUGGACUGGUUUUAACCUCUAUAGUGGAUUCAGGGAGGGACACAUAACAGAUAUGCCACAAUGUAAUUAAUGACAGAUAAAAUGGAUAUUAUACUUUACGUAGAUAGUGUAUUUAGUGUAGUGUCUCAUGUUUGAACCCAGCAUCAUGUCUCAUUCACAGAUCUAACAGUCAGUAACCUGCUCAUGAAAACAGUUAAUAUAAUGCUAGAAGAUCACAAUUUAAAUCACACAUUUGGUUGAGGUCCAUUUUGGAACUUGUUUUGGAGGGCUGAAGUGAUUGUUGAGGUCAGAACACCUUUUGUUUUACAUCUGUAGAUCUUGCUUUACAUAUUGGAAGGUAAUGUGUUUCAAAACUUCAAAGAAAUGUUAUAUACACUUAAAGGCCAUGACAAAUAUAACAGGUUAUAACCAUUAUGAUGAUAAUGAUGAUGAUGAUGGUCAUGUGAACUGACUGAUUGCUUUCUAAUCAUAUUGUCACAUGUCACAGUUGACCUCAUCUCGUGUUCCAUGUCACUGUCUCUUCCCCCUCAGCACCUGCAGUAGGUCCCAGCUGUAGCAGUACAGUCACUGUGCAGUCUGACUGAGGGAGGUUUUUGUACGUCUCUGUAUCACUGUGUGAACACAUAUUUACUAUUGAUGUAGUGGUAACUCUGACAGUAGUAAUCUCCUGCAUCUUCAGCCUGGACUCCACUGAUGGUCAGAGUGAAGUCACUAUGAGUUCCACUACCACUGAAUCUAGAUGGAGUCCCAGACUGAAGUGUUUUAGCAUAGUAAAUAAGGAGUUUAGGAGCUCCUCCAGGUUUCUGUUGGUACCAGGCUAGAGAGGGAUAAGAGGUCCCUGCUUGAUGCACAUCACUGCUGGUUUUACAGUUCAGAGAGACUGUCUGUCCUGGGAGAACAGCUUUCACUGCAGGGGUCUGAGUCACAGUGACCUGGCCUCUGGAUUCUGAAAUAGAUAUGUCAUGUAGAAAUAGCAUUAAAUUGUUAAUAUAUUUUUCCAUAUAGCAUAUGAAAUUAAACUGUAAUGAGGUUAUAUAGCCUAAUAGUGUAAUGGUCCGGGUCAUUUUCUGUCAAAUAUAUUACCUUGGAGACAGAGGGCAAAUAUCCAGAUGAAGAUGGUGAUAAAAGUCAUGGUUGUUGUGGGUUCUGUUGUCAUGAAGGACAGCUCUCAGUCAUGAAGUGUUAAACUCACAGGGAUAUAAACACUCCCAGACCACUGAAGCAUGUGCUGUCUAUGCAUAGCAUCAUCACUAUGCAAAUAAUCUUCUGGUCUUCUCCCCAUCCAUCAUUUUUCAGUAAAGUGUCCUACAUGUAAGUAGUCUUCCUGGACAGUCGGACGUGAUGUAGAAACAUGAUAGCUAUGUAUUCACUGAUAUGGUUUCUGAUAUAAGUGCUGAAUGGGGACUGAUAUAAUGACUUUAGACAUCUACAUGUCGAGCAUAACGUUAUUACUGUGUUAUUAGACCAGAUAGUAUCUGCUUUCUGUCUCCCUCCUGUGGUCAGGGUUAGUAACUGCAGUCUGUGUGUUGACCGUGUGAUGCUGCUGCUUUAACGGGGAGAUCUCCAGAGCUCUGAAGUCUCCAGUCUCUUGCUUCACCUGCUGCUCUCUGGAACUACCACAGUGGUGUGAGUGAGGAUGAAUGGGUAAUGUUUAAGGGCUUCAUUGUAUGUGUUUGAAUUAUGUUGAUUAAAUUCCAGCUAUUCAAAACAAAGGUCAUCUUUAGGGGUUUUGAUCAUUGCACAUCAUCUCUAUUAUGAUUGGUUGAUGGUUUUCCUUGAGUUAUUCAACAGAGUCAACAUGUAGUUAAUGGUCAGGAGAAACAUUUAAUGAUCAUUUAUGAUUUAAUGUUUUCUAGACAUAGCGGCAGGUAGCUUAGUGGGUAAGAGCGUUGUGCCAGUAACUGAAAGGUUGCUGCUUCUAAUCCCCGAGCUGACUAGGUGAAAAAUCUGUCGAUGUGCCCUUAAGCAAGGCACUUAACCGUAAUUGCUCCUGUAAGUCGCUCUGGAUAAGAGCGUUUGCUAAAUGAUGUAAAUAGCUCUAGUUUGACUCUUUUGUUGUUCAGCUCUACUAUACACUGUGUCAUUGUACUGGAUCAUCUCCUCCCCUCAGCACCUGCAAUAGGUCACAUCUGUAGCAGUACAGUCACUGUAAAGUCUGACUGAGGGAGGUUUUUGUAUCACUGUGUGAACACCCAGACACUAUUGAGGUAGUGGACACUGACAGUAGUAAUCUCCUGCAUCUUCACCUUGGACUCCACUGAUAGUCAGAGUGAAGUCACUCCCAGAUCCGCUGUCACUGAAUCUAGAUGGAGUCCCAGAGUUAAGAGUACUUCCUCGAUAAACAAGGAGUUUGGGAAUGGAUCCAGGUUUCUGUUGGCACCAGGCCAUACAGGGCAUAGAUUAACCACAGUUAGGAUGCGCAUCACUGAUGGUUUUACAGUUCAGAGAGACUGGCUGUCCUGGGAGAACAAUUUCCACUGCAGGAGUCUGAGUCACAGUGAUCUGUCCUCUGGAUUCUGAAAAAUAGAAUAAAAACAAUUAUAUGAAUAAAAUAUUUCAUAUAGUAAUACAUUGUUCUGAAUAUAAAUAUUAACAUUGAUAUACAUUUCAAUGGUGCAGAUGUAAUUAAUUUUCAACAGUAAAUUCUGAAAAGUGUAACCUUGAAAGCAGAGAGCAAGUGUCCAGAUGAAGAUGGUGAUAAAAGUCAUGGUUGUUGUGGGUUCUGUUGUCAUGAAGGACAGCUCUCAGUCAUGAAGUGUUCAACUCACAGGGAUACAAAUGAAAGUCUCAAAUCUAUUUCUGUUUCCAAGAACGCUCACAUCUUUAGAAUGUAUUUUAUCCUGCAUGUGUUAUCUUGUAUAACAUCAAACAGCAACUUUUUACUCAUAUCACUAAUGUAUGACGUUUUUUAGGCACAUCACCAUUGUAUUUUUAUUCUGAUGAUGAUCAGAUAUAAUUAACUGUCUGUUCACUCAUGCUUGGUCUCUUAUGUAAGUUCCUCUAAUCAGUUAGUGAACACUUCUCUAAACUAAAGCUGGUAGGAUUCCUCUGGUAGUGUUGUCUGUCCUCUGUGACUUUACCACCACUGUUAAAUCUGAGAUCAACAUCUUUAAUAAAGGAAUAUACAAUAUGGAUCACUAUCACUACUACUGCUGCUGUUGUCUUUCAUAUGGACAAUAUGGAGGAAUACUAGCAACACUGGAUCUAAUGCUGGACUGUACCUCCAGACUAGGAGAACACCUGAUACACAGAAUAAGGAAAAAAUACUCAUAUCUGGUUUUAAGAUGCAAUUCAUAUUUGUAUUAUCUAGAAACAGCUUAUAUGAAGUGUUUGUUCUACCUGGAAGAUGUUAAAGUGUAUUUGUGUUGAUGAUGAUUCAGUAUGAGUGAUCUUCACUGUAACAGCUGCAGCAUCACAACACAGAGAGGUUUUUGUAUAAGCAGUAAUAGGGAUUGUAUCACUGUGGUGGACUUUUGGUAGCGGCACCAGACUUGAUGUUGGAAGUAAGUAAACAACAAAAUUAACUGUUUUAUUCACCUUUUGAUGUCGUGUUUCUAUAUCUAUAAAUUUAGCCUCGAUAUUGGGGAUUUUUUUACUUACUUUCUUUACAUGAUUUUGGGAAGAAAUAUACAAAGCCUACACAUAAUAUGGCCAAUUUUAAUAAGCAUGUUAUUACAUCUAAUUAAAUUUGACCUGCCUUUAAACGAUUAGGGUGAUUAGCCUACAUUUUAGAUUAGGAGUAUGAAUAAACAUACUGCACCUUCUAGGAAAUGUUCAAUAAACAGUUUUAGUAAAAAACACUUUAUGUCAAAUGAACAAGAUAAAAUCAUAUUUGGCAAGUAUUCAUACCAUAUUAGAGUCAAUGAUUUCAACCCCAGUCUAAAGAAAUUCAGCUUGCCCAAUGGGCAGGAGUUUUUUGUAUAAACAGUAAUAGGGAUUGUAUCACUGUGGUACACUUUUGGUAGCGGCACCAGACUAGAUGUUGGAAGUAAGUAACAAGCUCUCUUGAUAUUUAUUUCUGAUUACACUUAUUAAGUAUGUUAUUCUUACACUCUGUGUCUAUGAAAAUAUUGCGAUUUUAGAUUUUCAUGUUUUAAAUUAAUUUUGACUGAGCCUUCUUUCAAAUAACAUUUUUAAAAAUCUAAAUGUUAAAUUGUAGGUUUAUUUGUAUGUCUGAUUUGUAUGAUUGCAGAAAUAACUCUUAAUUCUGGUAUGAUGACAAUUUAAUAGUAUUGGAUAUAGUAGUCAUUAUUGUUGCGUUGAGUUCAUGGUAGCCUUCACUGUUAGUGUGAAGACAAAGGGUCUCAGUUAUGUUUGUAACCAACUUCAUGAACUAACAUGGUUGAUAUGUGAUUAAAACUAAUUUAUGCUCAAAUUCUGCAAAUACUAUGAAUAUGAGAAGGCUAUUCUGAUCAGAUCAAUUCCUAAAUAAUAUCUGUAUGACUUGUAACUUAUUUAAUACUUGUUCGGUUCAUUAAUCUGCUUUAUCAUAUUACAGUUUGUGUUUUCUCCACAUCUUUUACCAAUCUAACUUUUACAUUAAUAUUUAGAGGGCAUUUCCAAAUCACUUUAUUUUGAUGUGUCAUUUGCUGAAGAUAAUCUCUUACUGUAACUGUACUUGAUGUAGUUACUUAGUUGAUGUGUUCUGUUUGUUCCAGGUAACAGUGUCCCCACCCUCACCGUCCUGCCCCCCUCUAGUGAGGAGCUGUCCAGUACAACAACAGCCACACUGACGUGUCUGGCCAACAAGGGCUUCCCCUCAGACUGGACCAUAAGCUGGAAAGUGGACGGGACCAGCAAGAAGCAGGAGGCCAGUCCCGGGGUCCUGGAGAAGGAUGGCCUGUAUAGCUGGAGCAGCACCCUGACUCUCACUGCCCAGGAGUGGACCAAUGCAGGAGAGGUGACCUGUGAAGCUCAGCAGAAAUCCCAGACUACAGUCACCAAGACCCUGAGGAGGGUUGACUGUUCU
This is a messenger RNA of Coregonus sp. 'balchen', 6354 nucleotides long. The record is from the annotation of a GenBank genome assembly. Lineage: Eukaryota; Metazoa; Chordata; Actinopteri; Salmoniformes; Salmonidae.